CAUCUAGGUCUGGUUCAGAUCUCUGAACAUCAAGGUUCAGAUCUCUCAACAUCUAGGUUAAGAUCUCUCAACAUCUAGGUUAAGAUCUAUGAACAAUAUUGGUUCAGAUCUCUGAACAUCUAGGUUCAGAUCUCUGAACAUCUAGGUCUGGUUCAGAUCUAUGAACAUCUAGGUUUAGAUCUCUGAACAAUCUAGGUUUAGAUCUAUGAACAAUCUUGGUCCAGAUCAUGAACAAACAGGUUCAGAUCUCUGAACAUCUAGGUUUAGAUCUAUGAACAAUUUAGGUUCAGAUCUCUGAACAAUCUAGGUUCAGAUCUCUGAACAAUCUAGGUUUAGAUCUAUGAACAAUCUUGGUUCAGAUCUAUGAACAAACAGGUUCAGAUCUCAGAACAUCCAGGUUCAGAUCUCAGAACAUCUAGAUUGAGAUCUCUGAACAUCUAGGUCUGGUUCAGAUCUCUGAACAUCAAGGUUCAGAUCUCUCAACAUCUUCUAGGUUAAGACCACUGAAUAAUCUAGGUUCAGAUCUCUGAACAUCUAGAUCAAGAUCUUCCAACAUUCAGGUUCAGCUAGAUAACAGGACAAGUGAACCACUAAAUUUAUCUUCAAAUUUAAAUUUGACUUUAUGAUGCACCUCAACUGUGAUAAAAUACUUUUCAAUCGGUUUUUAUUUUUCUACUUUUAAUUGCUAAGGAACUAUUGUAUAAUGCUGAAAAGCUAAAGAUAGUUCCUCGGAGUUGAUAUAAUAUUUUGUAUUUUAAGUUUUAAUAUUGUUUAAAUUUAUUAUCUAUAUAUAGAUUUAUAAACCUCACUGUAUUUCCAGAUAUUAGUAUGAAUGACAAUGAAAGACUCUGAGGAAAGAAGCUCAGAGGAUGAGGAGGGUGUAGAGGAACUGGCCGAGAAUACAACCGUUAUAGCGGUCAACAUCGCCUCCCUAGCAGCAGGAGAUGGUAACAGUCUACUGAAUCGUCCUACUCCUAACAUAGCUAGAACUCCGUCUAAUAGAUCAGCUAACGAUACUAGAGAAAGUGUGUUAAAGGGUAAAAAGCUAGGCCACAGACGAGUAAAGGAUGGAGAGGUCACGUAUAAGAAGUUUGAGACGGGUCAACUCAUGGGUAGUAUUCAGCUGGGUAUACAGAACAGUGUGGGAAACCUUACAGCACAGGAAGACAGAGAUCUACUUCACGCGGAUUUCUACACGGUGGAAACUGUCGUCUUCUCCAGGGACGGAUUACUCCAGAAAACUCCUGCACAUAAUUACUCCCAGUUUAAGAUUAGAACAUACGCACCCUUAGCUUUCAGGAAGUUCCGGAACAUUUUCGAGAUAGAGCGGGACAAAUUCUUGGUUUCCUUGUGCGCGGAACCAAUGAUAGAGCUGAGUAAUCCCGGGGCCUCAGGAUCCAUUUUCUACAGGACUCUAGAUGAUGAAAUUAUCGUCAAGACUGUUUCCCACAAAGAAUCUAAAUUUCUACAGGAAAUACUGCCAGCAUAUUACUUAAACCUUCAUCAGAACUUUAGGACACUCUUGCCAAAAUUCUUCGGAUUCUACUGUUAUUCAUGUAACACUAAGAAUGUGAGAAUAGUUGUAAUGAAGAAUCUGCUCCCCUCAGGGCUGGAAAUUCAUCACAAAUUCGACCUUAAGGGUUCAACUUACGGAAGACAAGCUGACCGGAAAGAGCGGAAGAAAGCUCACCCAACUUAUAAAGAUUUAGAUUUCCUUGAAAUGUAUCCGGACGGAAUUCAUCUACAGCAGGAGAUUCUUUCCUGUCUCAUGGAUACCAUAGAGAGGGACUGCCGAGCACUGGAGAGCUUAAAGAUCAUGGAUUAUUCUCUUCUUCUCGGAGUUCAUGUCAUUGAUCCUCAAUCCUCGGAGAAGAAACCCGUCUCCGUGUUCGGUGAUGAUCUGUACGGGUCCAGUGGAGACAGUGAUGAUGGAGAAGAACGUGUUCGUCGACCUGGAAUGCUGGAACGUGUUGGAUCUAUGCAACAGCGGCAGAGAUUAAUUGCGCAUUCAACUGCCUUGGAAUCAAUUACGGCGGAGGUUGACGAUGCUGCUAUGGCGGACAUGGUUGACGAAAGCGAAACGGCGGAUAGAAUAACGACAUGGGGCGGAAUCCCGGCCAAAAAUAGCAAGGGAGAAAAUCUACUUCUUUUCAUAGGAAUAAUUGAUAUUUUACAGUCAUAUGGAAUAACCAAGCAACUAGAACAUACCUGGAAAUCUCUGAUACACGACGGAGAUACAGUGUCUGUUCACAGACCAAGUUUCUACGCGGAGAGGUUUAAGAAGUUCAUGUCGGAGAAGGUUUUUACGAAGAUGCCGUCCCAAUUAAAAACCACUCAAUCCAUUAGACGAAGUAAUGGAUUUUCUAAAAGAGGUCCUAAGAUGAAAGAGGAGGAAAAGCUGCAGCCUGUUUCAAGAACCGAGGUUCCCCACAGAAGAACCCAGUCUACUGGAGAUGCACCUGGAGUAACAGUCAUAACUAUAGGAUCAGAUACACAGGACGGUAUCCUUCCUUCCAUCUUAAGAGACAAGCCCCGUAACCUUGCUACUCCUGGUAAAAUAUCCUACUCCGCUCCCCGGUUCCACUCCUCCCGCCCUGACGUAGCGGACGUAGUUGCUGUAAGCUGUACCCCACCCCCUGAUCUAGGGGGUAUAACCAACAGUGAUGAGAGGGUUCAGAUCUAUGUUCCUUCUCCGCAGAGUACUCCGUACUCAACCAUAGGGAAAAAGGGUUUAGAUACUCACAGAUCAGUUACUCUACUCAACUACAAGCAGGAGCAUAUGAUUCCUGUAGAGUCUGUUCAGAUGGAAUCCAUUGUGUCAGGUUGUACUGACACUUCAAUUAUAGAAACAGAGACAUCUAUUGUUGAAAUUAUACAAUCACAGGAUGAACCCGUUAGUAUAUCUCAAGUUUACAUAGAAGUAGAUUCAAACCUUAUCCAGGCUGCAGAUUAGCAAACUCAGAUGAACAGGCAUCAGAUUAGCAAACUCAGAAGGACAGACAUCAGAUUAGCAAACUCAGAAGAACAGACAUCAGAAUAGCAAACUCAGAAGGACGGACAUCAGAUUAGCAAACUCGAAGAACAGACAUCAGAUUAACAGAUAUGAUAUCAGAAACAAAUAAACCUAAUGCCAGAUAAUCAGCUGAAAAAAGAAAUAAAAA
Molecule: messenger RNA, 3161 nt
Organism: Eurytemora carolleeae
Lineage: Eukaryota; Metazoa; Arthropoda; Copepoda; Calanoida; Temoridae
Product: phosphatidylinositol 4-phosphate 5-kinase type-1 alpha
Exons: 16
Coding region: 833-2953 (706 amino acids)
Biological process (GO): phosphatidylinositol metabolic process
Molecular function (GO): phosphatidylinositol kinase activity
Source: RefSeq, a predicted model, not a curated record